Polychytrium aggregatum is the source of this 270-nucleotide messenger RNA. Its product is annotated as putative mannose-binding lectin precursor. The transcript has a single exon. Lineage: Eukaryota; Fungi; Chytridiomycota; Chytridiomycetes; Polychytriales. The record is from RefSeq and is a predicted model, not a curated record. The coding region runs from base 1 to 270 and encodes 89 amino acids.
AUGCAGGCCGACGGAAACCUGGUUUUAUACAACAACAUAUCCGGGCAAGCGAUCUGGGCAUCCGGAACGAACGGAAAGGGAAGUCCACCUUUCUUUGCCAACUACCAGCCAGAUUACAACUUUGUGUUAUACGAUGGAACUGGAAAGCCACUCUGGGCCUCUGGCACGAACGGUCAGCCCUCUGAUCGGCUAGUGAUGCAGGACGACGGGAAUCUCGUCACCUACCUGGGUACUACACCAAUCUGGUCGACGGGGACCUAUGGCAAGUGA